AUGCAAGUGAACAAAAUUGUUAAAGAAGCUCUCUUUCGAAUAUCUUUGCGCACUUCUUUGUGGCAUCUUAGCGUUAUCUUUUGUAACACGAAAGACAUCGACAUGAGCCAUAAUUCAAGUUCUGAGUCGCUAGACGUAUUGAAUUUUGAAGUCUUUGAGCCUUCUCCUACCUCUGAUAGUCAUUGUAAUUCAGAAGUCACUUCAAAGCGCGUUGUGAAUAAAGUUUCCAGCCCUGCAACUAUCAAUCUGCCAUCUCCUACACAGAUUCCGUACCUCUAUUCCAAACCAACAACAACUUCAACCUGCAAGUUUGUUUCUGCAGUUGUUGAAAACUCCCAUUCUGCCAAUUCAAUAAAUUACGGAGAUACGACCGCAGUAGUUCCAACAGAAAUGCUUGGGGACAUAAAGACGCCACCCUUAGAAGAUAAUCAUAGUAGUGUCGUUGGACUGGCAAAGCUGCCUUAUCAGAAAAGGAAACGAGCCGAAAGGAACGGAGUGAACUUUACAGUUAUGCUUGUGGGAGAGAGUGGGCUUGGAAAAACAACCUUCCUCAACACCUUAUUUGAUUCUGAUAUCUUACCUAUUAGGAAGUUGAAUGUACCUCAAUUGGGGAAUACAAUGAAGACUACACAAAUUGAGUAUCAUAAGAUGCGAUUAGAUGAAGAUGGAUUCGUUCUAGACUUCACUGUCAUUGAUACUCCAGGUUUCAGUGACUAUAUCAAUAACAACUACUGCUGGGUGCCAAUUUCGAACUUUAUUGAUGAACAGUUCAGGAAAUAUAUAUUUCAGGAGAGCCAGCCACAAAGGGAAAGGAUGAAAAGCACCCAAGUACACGCCUGUUUAUACUUCAUCAAGCCGAACUUAAGAGGGUUGUCGGACUUGGAUAUCAAAGUGAUGAAAGAACUAUCGUCACGAGUUAACCUAAUUCCGAUUAUUUCAAAAGCAGACGCAUUCAAUGGUACUGAAAUGGAGUGUUUCAAGGAGUCGAUAAGAAAUACAUUGUGCAACGAAGGAAUAAAUUUGUGCAAAUUGUUGGCGGAUGAAGGAAUGGAGAAUACCAUUUUGGAUACCCUUCCUUUGUCGGUAAUCGGCUCAAGCUCUCGGGUAGUUAACUCUCUAGGAAAUGUAGUAAGAGGUAGAAGUUAUAAAUGGGGAACUGUGGAAGUGGAGAAUGAGGAUCAUUGUGACUUUAUUAAACUUCGUUCAAUGCUAUUGAGUAAUAACAUGCUUGACCUGAUAAAAUCUACCGAGAAUUACUAUGAAAAGUACAGAUCCAAAUUAAUGAAAACCCAAUUUUUGAAUAUAAUCAAGCAAGACUCGGAAGCUUUUAAUGAACAACGAGGUGAUGAAAUUAGUAUUAAAUCUGAUAUGGAAGAAUUAGUUGAACAGAGGCUUAGGGACCAAAAUCCUCUCGAGAUUCUAAAAUGCAUAUGCGACAAUCGCCCUGAAUUUGAUAGGCAGUAUGAUAAUACUCUCAAAAAUAACCUGAUUUAUAAGGAAUCUGUUCGAAUUUUCAAAAAACAAUUUGCACGUCUCAUUCAGCAACAAGAUGCUAAGUUCAAAGGGUGGAAGCGCCACUUGUUUGACAAACAGUCUGAGUUUAACCAUAGUAUUGAGGGUAUUCAUAACCAGAUCUUGGAGAUGCGACAAUCUCUUGAACUCCUCGAAGGUUCCCGAACUCUUUUAGACUCAAGCAUUUUGCCUAGACGCGAUGAUGAAGCAUAA
Komagataella phaffii GS115 is the source of this 1725-nucleotide messenger RNA. RefSeq lists its product as uncharacterized. The record is from RefSeq and is a predicted model, not a curated record. NCBI's taxonomy places the organism in Eukaryota, Fungi, Ascomycota, Pichiomycetes, Pichiales, Pichiaceae. Gene Ontology annotation, biological process: cytoskeleton-dependent cytokinesis. Bases 1 to 1725 code for a protein of 574 amino acids. Gene Ontology annotation, molecular function: GTP binding; molecular adaptor activity; GTPase activity. Gene Ontology annotation, cellular component: cell division site; microtubule cytoskeleton; septin ring. The transcript has a single exon.